This is a messenger RNA of Hevea brasiliensis (rubber tree), 2111 nucleotides long. RefSeq names its product stomatal closure-related actin-binding protein 2. Gene Ontology annotation, molecular function: actin binding. The coding region runs from base 403 to 1881 and encodes 492 amino acids. The transcript is spliced from 13 exons. The record is from RefSeq and is a predicted model, not a curated record. Gene Ontology annotation, biological process: actin filament organization; regulation of stomatal movement. Lineage: Eukaryota; Viridiplantae; Streptophyta; Magnoliopsida; Malpighiales; Euphorbiaceae.
AUUACAAUCAUGGAGAUGGUUGGCACCAUAACCAUAGCCAUAACCAAAAACCCAAAAAGCAUUCAACUUGUUGAGAGAGAGGAGACACCUUCACACCCCACACACAAGAAAAAAAGAAGUUGGUACCAGCAGAGGCUUUUUCUUCUUCUUCUCUCUCACUCUGUGUCUUGACUCUUGCUUUUUUAAAAGCAUAACCCCCCAAAAACUAUCCCUUAGAUUCUUCUACUUCUUCUUCUUAUUCUUCUCAAUUCACAUUCUCUCUCUUUCUGUGUCCAAGUAAUCUUUGCUUGGAGAAUCUUUUGCUACUUGUGCUGGUGCUAGCUUAUAUAUAUAUUUUUUGUGUGCGCGCGCGCUUUGGUGCACAUUCAGUUGUAACAUUUGAGUUGAAUCUAAUCUGAAAGAAUGACGAAGAUUAGUCCUGAAAUAGAGGAAAAGAUGCAACCAGACGUAAUUCUUCCAGUUUCAGCUGAUGUAAGCUUUGCUUCUAAUCGGUUUCCAAAAUAUAAAUUAGGACCUGAUCAUCAGAUUUUGGAAGAGCCAAAAGAGGACAAUAAAGGUCCAUCCUUGAAGGAGGUUAUUGAACAAGAAACUAUGCAGCUAUCAGAUCAGCACAAGCGCCUCUCAGUUCGUGACCUUGCUAGUAAAUUUGACAAGAACUUGACUGCUGCUGCUAAGUUGGCUGAGGAGGCAAAGCUUAGAGAGGUGGCUUCUUUGGAAGGGCAUGUUCUUCUGAAAAAGCUUAGAGAUGCAUUGGAAUCUUUAAGAGGACGUAUGGCAGGACGAAACAAGGAGGAUGUAGAGAAAGCUAUCUCUAUGGUGGAGGCACUAGCUGUUAAAUUAACUCAGAAAGAAGGAGAAUUGAUUCAAGAGAAGUUCGAAGUGAAAAAGCUUGCUAACUUUCUUAAGCAGGCUUCUGAAGAUGCUAAAAAGUUGGUCAAUCAAGAAAAUUCAUUUGCUUGUGCUGAAAUUGAAAGUGCCAGGACAGUUGUACAGAGGUUUGGGGAGGCUUUGGAGGAAGAAGAAAGGAAUGCUCAGAAUUCCAAGGACCAUGCUCCUGAUGUGGAGGAACUAGUUGAGGAAGUUCAAGAAGCUAGAAGAAUUAAAUUGUUGCAUCAGCCAAGCAAGGUGAUGGAAAUGGAGCAUGAGCUUCGUGCACUGAGAAUUCAGAUUAGGGAGAAAUCUAUAUUUUCGGUUAAACUUCAAAAUGAGUUGGCAAUGAGCAAGAGAGCUGAGGAGAAUAAAUCCUCUCCAUAUGUCAUAGAUGGUUCUGAAAACUUAGGUUCAUGUCUGCAACUCCAGCCUAGAUCAAAUGCUUCACCACCACCACUUUCAAAGUGUUCAAUUCAGUGGUGCCGUAUAUCACCUGAUGGCAGCCAAAAAGAAGUUAUUUCAGGUGCGAACAAAUCAAGUUAUGCCCCUGAACCAAUUGAUGUUGGACGAAUUUUGCAAGCAGACAUCAUGUCAGAUGGCCAAAAAAUCUCAGUGACGACUGCUGGUCCUCUUGAAAUUGCUGCAGGAUUAGGAAGCUAUGUAGAGGUGCUUAUGCGGAAAUCUAGCUCUGAAUUUAACGUAGUUAUUUCCCAGAUGAAUGGACAAGAUCAUCCAUCACAUUCUGUUCAUGCAUUCAAUGUGGGAAAAAUGAGGAUAAAGCUCUGUAGAGGGUGGAUUACAAAGGCUAGAGAAAUAUAUUCUGCAUCAAUGCAGUUAUGUGGAGCUCGAGCUGAUGGUAACGCUGCAGCAAAGGCAUUGUUUUGGCAACCAAGGAAGGGCCUUUCAUUUGUAUUGACAUUUGAAUCAGAACAAGAAAGGAACGCUGCCAUAAUGCUCGCCAGGAAAUAUGCUCUUGAUUGCAAUGUCACACUUGUAGGACCGGAAGAUUAAGAAUGGGACAAAAUGUAACCAAGUAAUUUUCCCUAACAAAUGCGAGUAUAAUCAGGUUUUUGAUAGCGCGAACGAUGAGUAUGUUUGUGUUUGCCAUGGUGAAGAAGAAUGCAACUUAUUGUAUUGGUAUUCUGCUAAUCUGGUUGUGUUGUCUUAGGCAUCAUUUUUUAUUUGCCAAAUCUAUUGUAACAAAAUCUUCAUUUUUAAUUGAUUGGUUCAUUUGUUGCUGA